This is a messenger RNA of Gambusia affinis (western mosquitofish), 2239 nucleotides long. RefSeq names its product gastrula zinc finger protein XlCGF8.2DB-like. The coding region runs from base 154 to 1065 and encodes 303 amino acids. Lineage: Eukaryota; Metazoa; Chordata; Actinopteri; Cyprinodontiformes; Poeciliidae. The transcript is spliced from 2 exons. The record is from RefSeq and is a predicted model, not a curated record. Gene Ontology annotation, biological process: regulation of transcription by RNA polymerase II. Gene Ontology annotation, molecular function: DNA-binding transcription factor activity, RNA polymerase II-specific; RNA polymerase II cis-regulatory region sequence-specific DNA binding.
GUUUGAGCUUCUCUUCUGUCCAGCAGGUGGCGGCAGCAGGCUGCAUUUUACCGCCGUUACAACAGGAAGCAGUUGCGUCGGUAGCUUCCGGUUAGCCCAGUUAGCUCGUGCUUGUCGCUGUGUCCAGGUGUGUUCCGGUUCUGUUCAGCAACAAUGUGUUCCGUUGAGCCUCUGAGAGAGUUUAUCAGAGAGAGACUAACUGCUGCUGCUGAAGAAAUCUUCACCCAGCUGGAGAAAACCAUCGUCCGGUACGAGGAGGAGAUCGACCGGCAGCGGAGACUGCUGGACCUCACCUGGAGACCCCGGGUCAGCUUACAGCGAGCAGAACUCUCAGGUCAGGAGAAGGACGUCCAGACGGGUCGGCAGGAUUCUGACUUCAGUUUGGACCAAGAGAAACCAGAACAAUGGCAGAUGACGACAGAAAGAGAGGAAUCAGACCCACCACAGAUGACACUUGUUCUGGAGGAACCAGAACUUCUGCAGUUGAAGGAGGAAGACGGUGAAAUCUGGAUCAGUCAGGUUGAAGAGCAGCUUGUUCUGAAUCAGCAGACUGACACAGACCAGCGCUCGUCUCAGAGCUAUCAUGUAGCCGAGAACCGAAACCAAAACCAAAGCGAGGAUGGAGACUCCGGGCCAAGCAGAGCUGAAGGGUGGAAGCAGAGUACCAGAGGCAGAGCUAAAGGAAAGAGGCACAGAGUUGGGAAUCGAGCUUUUUGCCAAAUUUGUGGUAAAAGUUUCAACCAGUUUUAUUUAUAUAAUCAUAUAAGAACUCACACAGGUGAGAAGCGUUUCUCCUGUAAGAUCUGUGGGAAAGGUUUCAUUCAAAGCUACCAGUACACUGUUCACAUGAGAACUCACACAGGGGAGAGGCCUUUCUCGUGUCACAUCUGCGGGAAACGUUUUGUUCAGAAGAAUAACGUAGUAACUCACAUGAAGGUUCACGUAGGUGAGAAGGGCUUUGCGUGUGAGGUCUGUGGUGUGUGUUUCUCUCACAGUGCUGACCUGACUGGCCACAUGGCCGCCCACUCACAGCAGAAACCUUCAACGUUUCAGCCACCGGAAUGAAGCUUCAGCCAUUUCUAAUCAGAUCUGAUUACUUUUAAAUGCUUGAAGUUAAAAUGAAGAAACUUUCCUGUUACAAGAGUAAAACUCCUGUGUUGAACUUUAACAUAUGAAAUUCAUGUACUUUUUAUUUCAGGGCAACAAAAACAAUGUUUGUCUGAAAACAAAGAAAUGAAACGACAAACUGCAUGAAAUUAAUCUGAAUUUUAAAAGACGUCCUUUGAAACCAAAGAUCAAAGUUUGAUUUGUGUUUGCAGAGGAACGGUCUGUUUCUGAUCAUGUGAUGCAGUGAAGGAUUGUGGGUCGUUAACUGACAGGAACAUGGACUUUAAGCAGUUUGGGAAAAACCCUUUAGAGAUAAUUGUUUUCUUUAUAAUUGUGUAAGUUUAUUUCUGGAUUUAAAAUCCUAAUUUACCAAAUGAGAAUGAUGGAAUUCCACUUCAUACGUUACUAAAACACUUUUCAUAAAGUUUUGUUCAGUGGAUUAAUUUGUUUUCCAUUAAAAUUAUGACCUGAUGAUGGGAGUAUUUUAAUAUGUAAAUAAUAUCAGAGAUAAUUUCUCGGCUUCAGUCUGAACUGUAAAAAGAAUCAUUUCAGUCAUGAAUCUCUGACUGCAUGCAGAAUAACAGAUUAUUCCUCUGGUUUUAAUCUGAAGCUCUUAUUUUGAAGGUCUGUUCAUCUGGAAGAUUUCACUGGUUUGUUUAGGUUUUUUUUUUACAAAGUUUUUCUACUUUGUUCUGUAGUUUUAGAAAAAGUUCCUGAAGUUUCUCAUGUAUCUUCAUGUGUGUUUGUGUUUAACAGAUUUAUUGUACUGUAAAGAUUUGAUCUGUUUCUGUUUUGGUUGAUUUAACUAGUUUAAUCCCUGGUUUAAUAAAUCACUCAGGUUUAUGAAGUUAACUGAUAGAUUCACACUUUGAUUAAAAAUACAGAAUAAAGUAGUAAAGAGCAGUAAUGUUCAGUAUUCAGUUUGUUUCAUGUAUUCAAAGAAACUAAAGUUGAGUUUGAGUUUCAUCAGCAUAGAAUUUUCUCCUUGUAUUUAUUUUUAUUUUUAGCUUCAUAAAAAGCACCUAAAGUUUGUCAUUUUAAUGUAUUUAAAAUGUUUCCUGGUUUAUCGUGUCCCUGGAUCCCACAGCUGCUUUGGUUGGAUUUCUCUGAUGAUUAAAGAGAACAUGAAGCA